AUGAAUGUAAAAGAUGUCGAUAAUGGAAUUCUCAUGAUCAAGAAUAGGUUACAUCACAAAAAGAUUCUUCUUGUUCUUGAUGAUGUAAAUGAAUUAGGCCAAUUGAACAAAUUGGUUGCUGAGCACAAUUGGUUUGGUCCAGGUAGUAGAGUUAUCAUCAAAACAGAAGAUGUGCAUUUGCUAAUGACACGUAAAGUUGAUGGAAUAUAUGAGAUUGAAGGAUUGAGUUAUGAUGAAGUUUUGGGUUCCUUUCUGUACAAUAGAAGCACAUAUGAAUGGAAAAGUGAAUUAGAUAGGCUUAAAGAAUUUCCUGAAGGAGAAAUUCUCAAUGUACUUCAAAUAAGUUUUGAUGGACUAAAAGAAACAGAGAAGGAAUUUUUCUUGAAUUAUAUAAAUCAAGAAACUAUUAUAGCAAUAUUAGAUCAUCUUGAGCUUUACCCUAAAAUUGGAUUAAGGGUUCUUAUUUAUAAAUCUCUCAUCAAAUUGCAAAAUGAUAAAUUGUGGAUGCAUGAUUUAUUUCAAGAAAUGGGUCGAGAUAUAGUUCGUAAAGACUGCCCCAAAGACCCUGGAAAGCGUAGUAGAUUAUGGUUGUAUAAAGAUAUUGAUAGUGUGCUAACAAAAAAUACGGGAACAGAAACAAUUCAAGGCAUAGUCUUAAAGUUACCCAAACCAAAAGAGGCACAUUGGGACCCUAAAUCCUUUUCAAAGAUGCAUCGUCUGAAGUUCCUCAUAAUUGGAAAUUUUCAGCUUAGCCAUGAUCCCAAACAUCUUCCUAAUGACUUGGUAUUUCUUGAUUGGAGUGGGUAUCCUUCAAAAUCUUUGCCAGCAAGUUUCCAACCAAAUGAGUUUAUUGAACUUCACAUGUAUUGUAGCAACAUUGAACAACUUUGGAAAGGAACAAAGGUAAUAGAUAACAUUCUACAACUUUUCUUUUAA
Messenger RNA from Quercus robur (English oak), 936 nucleotides. Its product is annotated as disease resistance protein RUN1-like. Gene Ontology annotation, biological process: defense response. The coding region runs from base 1 to 936 and encodes 311 amino acids. The transcript is spliced from 3 exons. Lineage: Eukaryota; Viridiplantae; Streptophyta; Magnoliopsida; Fagales; Fagaceae. The record is from RefSeq and is a predicted model, not a curated record.